Paraphaeosphaeria sporulosa is the source of this 1869-nucleotide messenger RNA. RefSeq lists its product as uncharacterized. The record is from RefSeq and is a predicted model, not a curated record. The coding region runs from base 1 to 1869 and encodes 622 amino acids. NCBI's taxonomy places the organism in Eukaryota, Fungi, Ascomycota, Dothideomycetes, Pleosporales, Didymosphaeriaceae. The transcript has 3 exons.
AUGACUCGCCUUACGAUCCUUUCCUCCCUGCUGGCGCUGGCUUCCGGAGCUUUGGCUGCCACACCCAUUCCAGACAUAUCACCAUUGGGUGUUGUGGGCGCCUUUGGCGGCUGCUCUGUCGACCCCAGCGACUCCAACUAUGCAGGAUCUGUCACAGUGGAUGGCUGGUCUAUCAAAGUACCAAAGAACCUCAUCGUCCAGUUUCCUACUAUUUGGGUCCCCUUCAAGAACCUCUGCGGGGCUGGUAUUGAUGGGUACGAAGUCACCGUCUUUGGCAACAUCAUCGGUUCGACGCCAACAGCCGCACAAAUCAUCGUUACCGGUGGGUUCGAACUACGAUCAGGCGUAGGAUACAUUGAUUCAAUCGAUGUUGCCGAUGGUUCAUUCAAGCUUCGUGGACUUGGUACCAAGUUGCGACUGAGCGACCCGAACGGUGUGUUUGGAAAGGAAUCGAACCUAUCACCAUUCUUCCCAGUCGACGAUGAGAACCCAAGCAUCCAAGCAUUCUCCGGAUUCCCUAUGUGCUUCCCACGUUCAUCCAGUGAUGAUAGGUGCCCCUCCUCAAACCGCCCAGCCGGAUCAACGAACUUUGCGGCUCCUGAUCCUCUGGCUAUGGUUCCUUUCCUGGUCGGCGACUUCAUUACAUACACUGCUAUCCCCAAGAGUGGCGAGCUCCUCGUGUUCGAGAUGUCGGCCACCAAUGUGCAGGUCACGACUUCAGCCUCUAACACAGUACCCAAUUAUAUCUUCAUUGAAGAUGCAAUUAUUGGAAUCACUGACGCUGAUCCCAACGUCGAGGUUGCUGAUACUCGGUUCAUUGGCUACCUUUCCAGCUGCACUGGCGCCUCAGUCCAAAUCUAUGCCAUUGAAGUCGACCCAUGUACAGGCGACGAAAACCUCCGCCAGGUCGGCUCUGCCACGCCCAGAGCCGGCGACGUUCGAUGCAAGUGGGAAGCCCGUGUCGCAGCCUCCACCCCGUACACCCGCGAAUACGUCAUCAAGACGAACACCCCCGUCGUCGAGACCAAGGACGGAUUGAAAGCCGGACAAUAUAUCACACCCGUUACAGAAUGGAUCCAGCCCGAGGUCAACGUCCCUGGCGCCGAGCCCCCAGCACACCGCUUUUCCGACAUUCGCGGCCUUGUGCAAGGCGACUUUCUCGACGGCGAGCAAUAUGGCCCUCUCUCUCCGUUCCCCGGACCGACGCCGCCCUCCCCAUCCAAGACUUGUAGCCCCAACGAUCCCAGCGGACCCGUCGCGGAGCCCACCGCCACCAUCGCCCCCUUCUCCGCCGACCAGCGCACAGGCGCAACCAUCCAGCUCGUCGUCCAAAACAACAACACGGACAUCCCCAACUCCGCGCUCGAGUUCAAGUGGACGCAGAUCGAGCCCUCGGGCGUCCCCAGUGCCUCCGUCACGCUCGAGUCCCCAGCCGCGCAAACCGCAUCCUUUGUCGCGCCCAAGCUGACCGCCGCGACCACGCUCAAAUUCGAAGCCACCAUCAGCCUCAAGUCAGACUCGUCGAAGACGUCCAAGGCACAGGUCUCCGUACGCGUAUCCGGCACUGUGGCUGACAUCGUCACGCUCGACACGUACACGUGGGAAAGCCGGCAGAGUGGGACGAUUGGCGUGACAUGCCACUCGAAUGUCGCGAAUGGGGAUGUCAAGACGAUGACGCUGGCGCUAAACAACAAUGGCACGCGGUUGGCGAUGAGUAGUUUGGGCAGUGGGAGGUUCAGUUAUAGCGCGCGGAGCACGAAGCAGCCGACGAAUGUGCAGUGUUAUAGCAAUCUGGGUGGCAAGAGUGCGCUGUUAACUGCGCCGACGAAGAGGAAGAGAGAUUUCAAGAGGACGGUUGUUUUGGAGUGA